This is a messenger RNA of Ctenopharyngodon idella (grass carp), 3457 nucleotides long. RefSeq names its product ArfGAP with coiled-coil, ankyrin repeat and PH domains 1 (gene acap1). The record is from RefSeq and is a predicted model, not a curated record. Lineage: Eukaryota; Metazoa; Chordata; Actinopteri; Cypriniformes; Xenocyprididae. The transcript has 24 exons. Gene Ontology annotation, molecular function: GTPase activator activity; protein binding. Gene Ontology annotation, cellular component: cytoplasm. The coding region runs from base 443 to 2716 and encodes 757 amino acids.
GUGCCAAAUUCAAGAGCGGAAAAAAAAAAAAAGUUCUCCUGCGAAGUGCGAGCAAGUUUUAGUCACUCAAGGGAAACAUAGAAGGACAUGGUGGUUGAUGAGUGGAAGCACACAUCGAUGUAUAAACUACGAAUCUAUGGACUAAUAAUAAAUGUUAACGCGCAUAAUGGAACGUAUAAUGAAAGCGCGCUCUUGAGAAUUUAGGAAGAGAUGAGGCCAUAAUUAUCGGCAACACCCGACUGAUAUUUAUACCGAAACCAUCCAAUGGCAACGACUGGUUCAAUUCAUCUUUUCUAAACGAUUCCUGAUGUUGUUAACACCAUUGGUCUCACAGCGUUGGACUUUUACAGCAUAAAGGAGAUCUAUUCGGACACACCAAGCAAGAAACUGUGUGGAAUUAAAAGAAUUGUUCGCAUCAAUUGUGUUGUUUUAAAUUCUCAAAAUGACUGUCAAACUGGACUUUGAAGAAUGCUUGAAAGACUCCCCACGAUUCCGGGCAGAAAUCGAGAAGGUGGAGGUCAACGUUAAUGAACUGGAGACGAGACUCGAGAAGUUGGUGAAACAGUGCCACACUAUGCUGGAUGCAGGCCGUGCCUAUUGCCUGAACAGCAAGAGCUUUGUAAAUGGCCUUAAAGAGCUGGGACACCACUGUUCUGAGGACCGAACUAUGGGGGAUUGUUUAGAAAAGUUUUCUAAAAAGCUGUCAGACAUUGUUAGUGCUCAAGAGGAGGUGAUUGAAACCACACAAAAGUCUGUGAAGUUGAAGUUACAGAAUUUUGUGAAAGAGGAUGUGAAGCGUUUCAAGGAUGUGCGGAAGGAGUUCGAGCGUAGCAGUGAGAACCUGGAGACGGCACUGAGCAGGAACGCUCAGGCACCACGCGGGAAACAGCAUGAGGUGGAAGAGGCCAGCAAUAACCUACUGAAUGCACGCAGAGCCUUCAGAUCAGGGGCCCUGGACUACGUGCUGCAGAUUAAUGUCAUUGAGUCCAAGAAGAAAACUGAAAUUCUCAUGGCGAUGCUUUCUCUUAUGGAUGCCCAGGCUCUGUUCUUCCAACAGGGCUAUCAGUCACUCACUGAACUGGAAAACUACCGCAAACAGCUGAGUGAAGAGUAUACUCAAUUGGUCCUGAAUUCUGCAAGAGAGAAAAGGGACAUGGAGCAGAGACUCGGUGCAGUCAAGAAAAAGGAUGUGUCAUAUGAUGACUCCAUUAUGGACUUCAGCCCAGAUGCACCCAAUGGCAUCGCAAUGGAAGGUUACUUGUACAAGAGAGCCAGCAAUGCUUUCAAAACAUGGAGCAGGCGCUGGUUCUCCAUUCAGAAGAACCAGCUGGUUUACCAAAAGAAACAUAAUGAGCAGAUCACUGUUGUUGUGGAGGACUUGCGGUUAUGCACAGUGAAGCCCUGCAGUGAACAAGACAGACGAUUCUGCUUUGAGGUUGUCUCUCCCUCCAAGAGCUGUUUAUUACAGGCUGAUUCAGAGCGACAGCAGCAAAGCUGGAUCAGCGCUGUCCAGAACAGCAUCGCCUCAGCAUUCCAGGACAGAAGAGAUGACACUCUUAGCUCUAGAGAUCGCUGUAGCUCAGUGUCUGCGGGAAGUGUGCGUCUGAGUUCAGGGGAUCAGGAAACGUCUGGUCGGGAGGCCCUGGAGGAGGUGCAGGCUAUCUCAGGGAACGGACAGUGCUGUGACUGUGGGGAGCCUGGACCCGACUGGGCCUCUAUUAAUCUGGGCAUCACACUGUGCAUUACCUGCUCUGGCAUACACAGGAGUUUAGGUGUCCACUUCUCAAAGGUACGAUCCCUUACGUUGGACUCAUGGGAGCCAGAGCUCGUCAAACUCAUGUGUGAGUUAGGAAACACAGCCAUUAACAAGAUCUAUGAGGCACGUAUUGAUGAGAUCACGAUCAAGAAGCCCCACCCCUCUAGUCCGAGGCAGGAUAAGGAGUCGUGGAUUCGCUCUAAGUAUGUAGAAAAGAAAUUCAUCCACAAACUCCCUGAGACUGGUCGAGGAACGGUCCUGCGGCGCUCCAGUGCCCGACGAAAUCGAGCAACCACACAGGAUAGACCGAGCACACGCCCUCCCAUCAAACCCAAACCCAACCGAGCCACUCUGCCACGACUCACGGGCCUGAGCCCAAGUGACAUAAUGAAGAACAAUUCAAGCUCUCAUAAAGAUAAUGAUGAAGAGGAGGAUCUGAGUGGUCUUCAUCCCGGGGCUUUGCUGUAUCGAUCUGUGGCAAUGCAGCAUUUCCCUCUCAUGGCAGAUGCUCUGGCGCAUGGCGCCGAUGUCAACUGGGUCAAUGUGGCUGAAGACAGCAGAACUCCACUAAUACAAGCCGCUUUGGCUAAUUCCUUGGCAGCCUGUGAGUUCCUUCUACAGAAUGGCGCUAAUGUUAACCAGGUGGACUUGAAAGGGAGGGGACCACUACACCAUGCUACCAUACUGGGACAUACAGGGUUGGUGUGUCUGUUUCUUAAGAGAGGAGCAGACUACAACGCAAAAGACGUCGAAGAUAAGGACCCAAUCGGCAUAGCCAUAGAUAAUGCCAACGCCGACAUCGUCACGCUACUCCGGAUAGCCAAGAUGAACAAGGAGAUGCGGGAGAUGGACGGCACUCCAUCAGGUGAUGAUACCUAUCAUGACAUCUUCAGGGAUUUCUCCCAAAUGGCUUCCAAUAACCCAGAGAAGCUUAAGCGCCGUAGCGCUGACAUGAAGUAAACCACCUGACCACUAGAUGUCAAUGUUACACCAAUAUACACAUAUUGGCGCUCCAGUAGACAGAAUGAAGUUACCACUUUCUAUUGCUUUUCUUUUUUUGCUGAAAUAUCACCCGGCUGGCUUCCACAGUAAACACCUCUUAUGAAAUGCUGCUUCAUUUGGUUUGUCUGGUGCACAUGAUUGUGGGUCUAAACAUCUGGGUUUUAGCAUAUUUAUCCCAGUUUAGGCUUUAGGAUGUCAUUAAUAAUUUUUGCUGUUUCCAGGCAGUUAUUUCUUCAGGCACAAUCCUUAUUCCUUUACAUUGACCUUCUAUUAGCCCGAUAAUUUAUCAUUUGAGCAAGUUUACAUUCCAGAUGUUAUGAACGCAACAAGUGGAACAUAAAGCCAGACAGUAGUGGUGGAGUGCAUGUCUGUACGUUUCUCAUUCUCAAUUUAUCCUCAUUCAAAUUAUUUUCAAUGGACAAGUUGCUUUUCUUUUCUUUCAUUUUAUUCACUAUGUUGUGAGCCACAGUGUUAAUGCAACUUGAAUGUAAAUGUUACUUUGGGUGAGAGAUCACUGUUUGCUUGGUUCUCCUGUAUAUUUUUAUUUCCAUUUUCUUUUUUAUGAAACCAAAACAUCAGAUUUGAAAUGGUUAAUUAAGGUGUUUUGAAAGCAUGCAGUGUUCUAAGCAACAUGUUUGAAAUGAAUUACCGUGGAAACGGUAGAAUAUGUAGCUAAUUAAAUAAAUGAUUCAUGACUUA